This is a messenger RNA of Limulus polyphemus (Atlantic horseshoe crab), 1123 nucleotides long. Its product is annotated as DDRGK domain-containing protein 1-like. NCBI's taxonomy places the organism in Eukaryota, Metazoa, Arthropoda, Merostomata, Xiphosura, Limulidae. The transcript is spliced from 8 exons. The record is from RefSeq and is a predicted model, not a curated record. Bases 158 to 1024 code for a protein of 288 amino acids.
CUGGUUACGUUCGCUUACUCACAAAAACUGGCGUGUUAACAUGUGACGUGGUAACGACAAAAUAUGUUUACUAACAAUAACCACAAUAACGUAUGUGUGGGUGGUUUCACUAUUUAGUUUUCUGUCAGUUUUUACUUAAUUAAGCAGGUAAUUUAUCAUGGAUGGAUUAAUUAUUAUCCUCAUAAGUGCAAUUUCUUUGAUAGCAGUUUUGUUGAUUGCUACUACUUUUUUAAGAGGACGCCCUUCAAAAACGGUACUACCAGGGUCAAGAGCAGUACCAAUAAAUCGUGAAGAUGCCCAAGGACCCAGAAGGGCAGUUAGAAAUGUCCGUCACCGCAUGCGAGCUGCAGCUGCUAGGGAGCAAGAAGGUGAAGAAGAUGAAGAGGACACAUUAUUUGAUGAAAUUGCUAUGCCAGAAGGGAAGGUAGGAGCCAAAAAGAGAAAAAAACUUGAGAUGAAGGCUGAAAAGAGAGCUCAGCGAGAGAGAGAAGAGGAGGAACGAGAGGAAAGGCGCCAACGAAAUGCAAUGUUAGAAGAAGAAAGAAAGAAAGAAGAAGAAAAACAAAAAGAGGAAGAACAGAAAAGGGAAGAAGAAGAAAAAAGAGUGAGGGAAGAAAAAGAAAAACAAGAAUAUGAAGAAUAUUUAAAGAUGAAAGAGGCAUUUAGUGUUGAAGAAGAAGGAUAUGAUGAAGCUGCUGAUGAACAAGAAUCUCACAACAAAUUGCAGGAAUUUGUGGAUUAUAUAAAGACACAAAAAGUUGUAUUAUUAGAAGACCUUGCAGCAAAAUUUAAACUGAAAACACAGGAAGCUGUUGAUCGUGUACAAGAACUUCUUAGCCAAGAAAGACUGGUUGGUGUUAUUGAUGACCGGGGAAAGUUUAUUCACAUCACCAGAGAAGAAUUGGAAUCUGUUGCACAGUUUAUUCACCUUCGAGGUCGUGUAUCUAUUACUGAACUCAUGGAAAGCAGCAAUAAUCUUAUAAACCUUCAACCAGACCACACAGAAGCCAUUUUUGUACAAUGAAUGAAUGUUAUUUAACAUAAAGAAAUGGAAAAUUAUCAUGCGUGAGAUGAGCUUUUAAUAAAUUCAAACCAAAUAAAAGCUUAUGCAGUUGGGAAAAAA